Messenger RNA from Notothenia coriiceps (black rockcod), 1089 nucleotides. It is a transcript of the gene mrpl33, whose product is annotated as mitochondrial ribosomal protein L33. The coding region runs from base 128 to 325 and encodes 65 amino acids. NCBI's taxonomy places the organism in Eukaryota, Metazoa, Chordata, Actinopteri, Perciformes, Nototheniidae. Gene Ontology annotation, molecular function: structural constituent of ribosome. The transcript has 4 exons. Gene Ontology annotation, biological process: translation. Gene Ontology annotation, cellular component: ribosome; mitochondrion. The record is from RefSeq and is a predicted model, not a curated record.
GUAAUGCGCCUUUAAGGGAACUCGGAAGUGCUUGUUAAAACCGGAACUACAGACUUCCCAAUGUGACUUACCUUGAAAACACUGUUAUGAUUUAAUGCUGUCAGUCUAGUGGUAUAAAGCCUACGAAAUGUUUCUAACAGCCGCAAAUUUGGCCAAGGCUAAAUCAAAGACCGUCUUGGUGCAGAUGAUGAGCGCUGCAGGGACAGGCUUCUUCUUCAACACAAAGAGGGGCCGUCUCAAGGACAAAAUGGUGAUGCGCAAACAUGAUCCAUUUGUGAACAAGCACGUGCUAUUCUUCGAGAAGAGGAAGAUCAAAUCGAUUUAAUAAGCAGCCAAAAAUAAAUGGACAACAUGAUCCUGCUCGAUUUAAACUGACUUUUUUUGUAUUGACAUGGAUUACACAAAGUUUUUCCUCAGUCCACAUUUCUGUUCCGCUGGAUCUCGUGUGAACAGAGGGUCUCCUAUGGGAUCUGUCAAAAGGCCUCCAACCCACUGCACCAGUGACGCAAGCCUGGCUGAAAAUCUUCAAGAAGGAACUACAACUCGUGUGUAAAAGUGAUGCCAUUAAUCUGGGCUAUGCAGUAUCAUUGAUAACAGUUCAAUAAGGUUUUUAGGACCUUUACAUGUAAGCCAAGUACCUGAAUCCAGCUGUUUGUUAAAUAUUAACUAUUUGGAAAAAUUAAAUACAUUUAAUCAACUUUGUGUAGUACAAGCUAUGUGUUAAGAUGUUAAUCAAUUAUUAAACUGUUAACAACUAUUGAGAUUCUCUUUUGUAAGUAGACUUACCAACGUCACACAUGCACUUUUGAAAGUAAAAUGAAUCGGCUUUAUAUAAAACAUUUGUUUCCAAACAGGUCCAUUUCAGACUUGUUACAUUAUCACUGGUGUUUACUGGCUGCUCUCAAAACAGUUCAGCUGGCAGGUGCUUUUUCAAGGGGUACGAUGUCUGCGUGCCAACAGUCUGCACGCUCACUCCUGCCACCUGAUUGGCUCUGCACGCCAUCUCCUCCAGAGGCAUUGUGGGAUAAUGGGCCAUGUAAAAUGCCAGCGCUCCAAUAAAGCUGUCUCCAGCACCCUGUGAAGAAACAA